AUGUACAACAAUGAGAUGCGAUCUGUGUGGACAAAACUCCCAAGAAAGGCAAUCAUGCAGAAACGAAGCCCUUCACCAAUUUCAGCGUCUUCCACCACAACCUCAUCACGCGACUCAAAGCUCUCUCCCAGAUCCAACUCGACUUUGGCAAACGCGAAAAUGGACAAGUUUGAGUGGAGCCUGAAGGCGUAUGGGGAGGCAAAGGCUACGUGGAGAUGGAAGUUUACUGCGCAGGAGGGAGAGAUUGAAGGGUUGAAGGCUACCAACGCAAAACUUACCCCUCAAUUGGUAACAUCCCGACGACCGACCCAAGGCGACUCCAAAACCCUCCUUUCCCGCACAGUUAACGCUGAGAAACGCCCGGUAGUAGUUCACAACCAGCUUCUCCUAAGCGAAGAGAAGAUUUCGAACAUGAAUCAGAAGACGACUACCACUGAUCUGAAAUGGGAGGCAAGGGUGAAGGAGUACGAGGCGAGGUCGAAGGCAGGGGAGGAGAAGUACAAGAGGGAGAGGCAGGGUGCGAAGCAGAAGGUGUUGGAGUUGGAGAAUCGGAUGAGGAGUCCGGACAGUGAUAACGACAACGUUCCCGCUCACCCACAAGCCAUCGUUGACCCUCCCAUUGAGGAGCCCAGUCUUCCUUUGCCUUCCCCGCCUCCGAUAGUCCCGGGUGAUUGCCCAGGGUUACUCUGCUCAGGACCCAGCACCUCACAUGCCCUCCGAUUCCACCCCUUCAUCCUCAGAGCAAGCAACCGAGACUUCCCCGAGCACUUCAGCGCCCAAUGCAUCUACGUCGAAUCUGCGCAAUCCCCACAUUUGACAUCCAGCAAUGCGUCUUCACCACCUGCCCCACUUUCUACCAGCCAGCCAGUGCCCACUGUUCAGACUCGCAUAGAUCGCAGAUUUCAUCAGCCAGCAACCCAAGCACAUCAUCUGCCGCAUCUGCCAGCAGCACCGUCCCAACACUUCUCCCCUCGUUCCAUCACAUCUAGUUCAGCAUCGUCCAGCAACCAAAGCGACUCGAAAUCGUGUCUGUGCAGGAAGAACCGCUCGAUGGGCAUUGCGAGCAUUGAGGCGUUCAUUUCGCCCAUCCCAGCUUACACCGACGAAGAAGACGGCGCCACAGGGCAUGAAGAGAACCUAACCCAUAUUGUGGGCGACAGAGGUCUAGUCUGCUUACUGGUCAUCUGCGAUGACGACGGCACUGCCUUUUCUACGCCCGAUGCAACGACGUAUAUAUUCUCUGUCAUGCCCACGAUGGUGCUUCUGAUCGGGAGCCUCGCAGGUUCAAGACCUAGUUCCGUGCUUCUUACCUUCAUGGGUGUCUCCUGUUUUGCGAGUUUGUGGAUCAGCACCAACACUGUCCUUCACUCUCAUCCGACCGAUCUUGAGAACAUUGCCACCUGGCUCGUCUUUUGCGCCAGCGCUAUUCGUUCGUUAUCCUCUAGAAUGUAUUCCUCUCCUCAGAAUAUCUCCAAUCCCUUGUUGCGACUCACAUCCUUGAACGAAUCGACCGUCUCCUACUUGACAUACAUCAAGAAGCCGACGCCAUCUCCAUCGCCCUCUGCCACACCUUCAUAUCUCGAUACAUCGCAUUCGGACGCCCAUCGAGCGGAUAUUCUAUCGUAUGUGCUCGCCCAAGCCCUCGCGAGUACUCCUCUGGUGCGCGAAGCGGCAGCGGCAAACAAAGUGUGGGUGGACCUUGUGAAUUGUCCUGCCAAAACGACCAGGAGACAAAGUAAGGAUGCACUGCGGUGCUUUAGUGAUCCGCUGGAGCAGAUCGAGGCUAUGGACACCGAACCUCCUGUUGAAACGUAUGCAUGGGAAACCAUGCCUGAGAGCCUGAAACCAGCAUCCCCCACCCACCUUGCACAAUCUCGUUCAGGAUUCGGCGCUCAAAGCUACUACAGUACGAUUGAACGCGAUGCGUAG
Suillus clintonianus is the source of this 1929-nucleotide messenger RNA. RefSeq lists its product as uncharacterized. Bases 1 to 1929 code for a protein of 642 amino acids. The record is from RefSeq and is a predicted model, not a curated record. NCBI's taxonomy places the organism in Eukaryota, Fungi, Basidiomycota, Agaricomycetes, Boletales, Suillaceae. The transcript has 13 exons.